AUGUAUUUACCGUACCAUCUCUCCCAGCUGGCUCCAAUUCUCAUCCCUACAAUUCGGAUGGUUGCCGGCGAACUAGUCAAUGUGCGUAUUCAAUGUUUGGCCACAAACGUUCCAAAACAGGGUUUGGCGUUCAUGGCCCUACCAUUCCUACCUGCAUCGAACCUCUUCUUCCCCGUGGGCUUCGUGGUGGCCGAACGAGUACUCUACAUGCCAUCCAUGGGUUUCUGCAUGCUUGUGGGCUAUGGCUGGUAUUUGCUACCAGGACGGAAGUUGGCCUGGUGGCUUCUAGCUGCCACUCUUGCAGCUCACGCAAUCAGAACACAUCGGAGAAACUGGGACUGGGAGUCGGAGUAUUCCAUUUUUAUGGCUGGACUGAAGGUUAAUCAGAAUAAUGCAAAGCUCUUCAAUAAUGUGGGACACGCUCUUGAAUCACAGGGUCGCUAUGUAGAAGCUCUACACUACUUCCAUACUGCUGUGAGCGUCCAACCAGACGAUGUUGGUGCCCAUAUAAAUGUAGGUCGAACUUACAACCAUCUUAAGAAAUUCACAGAAGCUGAAGAAGCCUAUUUAAGAGCCAAAGAAUUACUACCAAAAGCAAAACCAGGAGAAAGUUACCAAGCUCGGAUACCACCAAAUCAUUUGAGCGUAUUUUUAAAUCUCGCGAAUUUGAUUGCCAAGAAUACAACUAGACUUGAAGAAGCAGAUUUAUUGUACCGCCAGGCUAUCAGUAUGCGAGCUGAUUACACACAAGCUUACAUAAACCGAGGUGAUGUUUUAAUAAGACUCAACAGGACAUUAGAAGCUCAAGAAGUUUAUGAACGUGCUUUAUUAUAUGACAGCAGUAAUCCUGAUAUAUACUAUAAUUUGGGUGUGGUAUUUUUAGAGCAAGGAAAAGCACCGCAAGCUUUAGCAUAUUUGGAUAAAGCUCUCGAGUUUGAUCCGGAUCACGAACAAGCUUUAUUAAAUUCGGCAAUAUUGCUUCAAGAAUUAGGCAAGAAAGAAUUCCGUCCAAUUGCUAGAGAAAGGUUGCUAAAAUUGCAUGCAAAAGAUGAAAACAACGAACGAGUUCAUUUUAAUUUAGGAAUGUUGUCGAUGGAUGAACGCAAUAUUGCAGAUGCCGAAAAUUGGUUCCGAAGAGCUGUCCACAUAAAAUCAGAUUUCCGAAGUGCUUUGUUCAAUUUGGCGCUUUUGUUGGCUGAUGACCAUAGACCUUUGGAAGCUGCACCUUUCCUAAAUCAGUUAGUUCGACAUCAUCCUGAUCAUGCAAAAGGAUUGAUAUUGCUUGGAGAUAUCUAUAUAAAUAAUAUACGUGAUCUAGAUGCAGCGGAAAGUUGUUACAAACGGAUUCUGCAACUGGAUCCAGUGAAUAUCCAAGGAUUGCACAACUUAUGUGUGGUGUACGUGGAACGAGGCAAACUCAUGCAAGCGCAAUCUUGCCUGAAACAUGCCCAUCGCAUGGCACCCAAAGAAGACUACAUUCUACGCCAUCUCCAAAUUGUUCAGAACAAAAUCGUCAAACUCCGCACAACUCCGGAAAAAAUAGAAAACAUGGAAGCUUUCAUGGAAGUAGACAUACGUGAAUUCGGUGGUGAUAGAUUCAUCCCGGUGAAACCUGAGAUGAACAUCAGAGCAACACCUACAGCUAAAGCGUCCAAAGUGGUAAAGGACUCGAAGCCAACGCAAGGGUCGAAAAGUUUUUCAGGGAGUAAGCAAGCUCAUCAAAAAUCUGCCAACUCAAAAAGCAGGAAUACUAAAGAAAGUAAAAAUUCCAAAAAUGCAAGUGAUCAACAGAAGUUGAAGCGAACAGACAGACCCAGGCCUGAACCUGAACCCAUGUUUGUAGAUAGUUUAGAUGGAACUGUUGUUGAUGCGACAUCUUUAAGGCACAAUACAGAAUAUAGAAGUAGUAAUAGUGUACAUAGUGGAAUUACUCGUAGUGCCGCUUAUUCUUUGAAUCCUCAAAGAGCAGCAGCAUCAGAUAUUGAAGAACAAUCAGCGGGAUUGUCAUAG
Molecule: messenger RNA, 2010 nt
Organism: Ctenocephalides felis (cat flea)
Lineage: Eukaryota; Metazoa; Arthropoda; Insecta; Siphonaptera; Pulicidae
Product: transmembrane and TPR repeat-containing protein CG4050-like
Exons: 8
Coding region: 1-2010 (669 amino acids)
Biological process (GO): protein O-linked glycosylation via mannose
Cellular component (GO): endoplasmic reticulum
Molecular function (GO): mannosyltransferase activity; protein binding
Source: RefSeq, a predicted model, not a curated record